Dreissena polymorpha is the source of this 1791-nucleotide messenger RNA. RefSeq lists its product as uncharacterized. The record is from RefSeq and is a predicted model, not a curated record. Bases 136 to 1029 code for a protein of 297 amino acids. The transcript is spliced from 5 exons. Lineage: Eukaryota; Metazoa; Mollusca; Bivalvia; Myida; Dreissenidae.
GUGGUUACGUCUGUGACGUCAUAAACAAACGCGCCAUUGUUAGCGAUAACAUCAACACUUACACGCUCUGCUAAAAUAAGUCGAAAUCAUGCGUCUGUUGAAGAGUAUGGCCUCGGAUGGCUAUCCAAAUAGCAGAUGAUGGAAUGUACGGACCAGGCUAUCAAAGAGCCAUGUUACCCAAGGAUCGUGGUAUCUACGACGGAAAAGUUUUUACGGAUGGUUGUGUCUACGCAUGAUGGUAUCUACGGAUCGUGUCUGACUCUCCAGAUCUCAGUCUCUGACGACUGUAGGCGUCGAGUGGUGCAGACGUCACAAGCGGGUGGCGACACCAGGGUGGUGCGCACAAAACCCGGCGGAGACCUCCGCGACGUCCUCAAUGAGAGGCGCGCGCGGACCGGAAGCUCCAUGGGAGAGGCCACUAUUCGCUCUAAGAUUGGAUGUUGCGUUGGCCAGACUGGGGAUCUGCGCCAGAGUCUUAACACGAUGCGCGCGCAGUCAAAGUCUCAGUCAACCAACAUCCGGUUUUUGAAGCUUGCCUCAUAUUAUCAGCUGAGACUACAGCUGGGCGGUGUUUUGUUGGGAAAUGGCUCCUCAAUUCUGUCAUAUCUGCCUUCUCUCGUGCCUGCUUCCGCUCUGUCACGUGACGUCAUGGCAACCACUGCUUCCAAGCGUUUCUCAGGAGACGUGUCGAAGGAGGAAACGGCUGUCGGUCACAGUCGGAUUGGGCGGAAGCGCCACAGCAGCGCCCUCUCAGACGACGGAGCACUGGAAGUAGCGGUAGACACCGCAGACGAACCUCCUGCCAAGCGAGCCCGCUCCCAGAAGCGGCCGCGAGUUUCAGUUCGUGCCUGCGGCAUUCAGACUGACCCCUUUCACUGGAGGUCUUACCCCUACGUUUGGCAGAGAGAGGACUACAGGUGUGAACAGAGGAAGUCAACCACGUGGGGCCUGGACCCCUACACGUGGCGGAAGGAUCAGACCCGUGUCAGGCCCGCCACGUGUUACACGUGGAAGAGGCCGGAUCCUUAGAGGGCGGCGAAUGCGCGCUGCACAUGUCGGCAUCGUUCGGUAUUCACAAAUCUCAUUUUGACUUUGGUAUAUUUUAAUAGAUGGGAAAAUAACGAAAUUAAUAUUAUAAUUAGUAAAUGAUCAGUUAUCAAAAUUGAAAAGGUACGAUUAGUCUUUGGACAGAGAUUUUUUUCCAAAAUUUAUUAAUGCAACAUUGUUUUAUUGAGGUUCGUGAACACCGGUAAGUCCGACUUACCUGUGCCUUUUAGUCAAUAUCUUAAGAAAUCAGUAGACAUCUUUUGUAUUGUCUUUAUCUUAUAAUUGCGUAGUUUAUUCUAAGUCCAUUAUUAGACAGUUGAUUAUAUUCGAAUCACUUUGGUCGUCGUUCUGUCCAUAAUCUUGUCCACGCAAUGCCUUCUACAUGCAUACAGAGUAUAAGUGCCACGCACACGAAUCACAUCUUAACCAUAUAGAUCAAAGGUUAACUACUUAUCUUGAAUGUUCAUGAAGAAGUUAUCCAUUUCUUUGUAUCCACGUGCAUUUAACGAUUUCAAGGUUACUGUUUAAUAAGAAGUUUAGUUAAAGGAUACUUUAAUUAGUUGUUAGUUUGCUAGUUAGUUUGAUUAAGCUUUGAAUUAGUCAGAUAAGUUAAUUUGUAUGUGCUGUUUUACUCUUUAUGUGUUUAGUUCUAAGUACUUUAUAUGACUAAAUAAAUUAGAGCAGUAAUAUUAUGUCGGAUGCAUGUAGUUAUUGGUUUAAGUUCAAUAAAUCGUUUAUUUCUUA